Messenger RNA from Ectocarpus sp. CCAP 1310/34, 1539 nucleotides. The record is from the annotation of a GenBank genome assembly. NCBI's taxonomy places the organism in Eukaryota, Phaeophyceae, Ectocarpales, Ectocarpaceae.
UUUGGAGAAACGCCUGCUUCGCGGCAUAGGGGUAGGGGGGAUGAUUCAAACCCCUUGAUCUUGACUUUUUCUUCGAGGGACACGGCGGUGCGGGGGGGACUGAGGUGCUGGGCGAGGUCACGAACGCUUUUUACGGUGACGAAAAAACAGCAACAGCGAUAUCCUGGGCGAUAGGAAGGCAGGAAAGAGAAAACCGUAGGUCACAAAUAGUGUGUCUAAUUUCUUGAUAAUUUGAUUCUUGUGAAGGCGCAUACAUCGAAACCCAGGGGAUACGAAUAUAUUACACCCGGGUGUGGAUGGUCGUGUGAGCUCUGUCCAGUUCACGGCAAGGCACCCCAACCAACACCAUGGGUAGGCGCACGAAGAAGGUGGGAAUCACCGGGAAGUACGGUGUCCGGUACGGUUCGUCGCUCCGUAAGGUCAUCAAGAAGAUCGAGAUCACCCAGCACGCCAGGUACACGUGUCCCUUCUGCGGAAAGGACACGGUCAAGCGCAUGGUGACCGGAAUCUGGAAGUGCUCCGCCUGCCGGAAGGUCUCUGCGGGCGGCGCCUACACGCUGAACACCCCCGCGGCGGUGACCGUGCGAUCCACCAUUGCGCGCCUGCGCAAGGGCGCUACGGAGACUGGAAAAUAAUCUGUUUUUUCUUGAUGUCGAGUUCGGAUAGGAACGGAGAAGGUUCUGUGGAUGGGGAUGCCAACCCUCUCGGGGUUUGAUACAAUGCCGAAGUGAACCAUUCUUACAUUUUUCCUGUUGUGUUCGAGCGGUGUUGAGAAUACCGUUCUGAUGCUAAGGCAGCGUCGGUCGAUCGACCCCUGUACGGUGGGAUGCCCGCAGAUGAUGCUUCGCGUUGGCCGCUCUUUUUUCGGAGACGCGCGUGCGUCAGGAGUGGCCGCGCUUGUUCUUACCAGCAAGGGAGCGACGCCGUACACUUACCCCGAAAUCCUCCUGGCGUCUUGUAUGUGUCCCGAGUUGUGGCCCUUUCGCUGGGUCACGCUGCGCACGUGCGUUUUUGUGUGAUGACGAUGCCACCCUCGUGUCUCACCGACGCCGUGCAGUGCACCCGCACCAUCCUUGUGCGCUUAGUCCAACUUGGUCAGCCGCACUGCUUGGAUGUGACUGCACCGUAGCACCGUUUUUGUUGGAUCACAACGUGUAGGCACGAGAGUAUUUUACCACCAAUAGUUGUACAUGUCGGCGGUGCCUUUUUCCUGAUAUCAAGGAACGGAUAUGGCAAGUCAAGCCUGACCGUUGUCGUUGUAGGACUGCGGUUGUGCGCACCGUGACUUUCUCACACAAGAAUCACUAAACGCAAACGAUGCUACAGAAUACCUCGGAGACCUUCGGAGUGCCUUGGCACAGCAUUGCAGACCCUCUACUCUGUAGUUCUGACGCUUUCGUUGUUCCUCUCGAUGUUCGGUGUGUGUUGCACAGAUUGCUGGCCAGUGCCGAUGUUUCCCUGAUGCACCCUUGCCGUCAGUGUUGCUGUUGAUGUUCACGACCUGGAUUCAAAACAGGCCCCAAAUACUUCAAGUCCCCA